This is a messenger RNA of Gossypium raimondii (Peruvian cotton), 1396 nucleotides long. RefSeq lists its product as uncharacterized. The coding region runs from base 170 to 1174 and encodes 334 amino acids. The transcript is spliced from 12 exons. Gene Ontology annotation, cellular component: intracellular membrane-bounded organelle. Gene Ontology annotation, molecular function: thiolester hydrolase activity. The record is from RefSeq and is a predicted model, not a curated record. NCBI's taxonomy places the organism in Eukaryota, Viridiplantae, Streptophyta, Magnoliopsida, Malvales, Malvaceae.
GAAUUCUCGUCAUUUCUUCCAGUGUUGUUAUUAAUCUCUCGUUCUCAGUCCACUUUCUAAUCUCAAACCCAGAAUUCGCAGUUCCUAACAACUCCCUGUUGGAUGCUUGGUGAAAUCGUAUAAAACUCUGAUAAAGGGAGCAACUUUAUUUCAUUUAUGUUUACCACCAAUGGCAUCUCCUUCGCAGUCAACUAACUUCCCCACCAUCAUCUUCAUCUUGUUUUCAUUCGUUCUCAUCCCAACCAUAAAUGCCGUUCCUUUCAUCGUGUUGCACGGCAUUAGUGAUAAAUGUAGUGGCCAUGGAGUCACUCGAUUUACUAAGCUUCUAAGCAGCUGGUCUAAUUCUCAAGGAUACUGCGUGGAAAUUGGAGAUGGUUCAUGGGAUUCAUGGACUAUGCCCCUUUUGGAACAGACAUCAAUUGCUUGUGAAAAGGUGAAAAACAUGACUGAACUUAGCCAAGGUUACAACAUGGUUGGACUCUCUCAGGGUAGCCUGAUUGGUCGAGGCAUUAUUGAAUUUUGUGAUGGAGGACCUCCUGUCAAGAAUUUCAUAUCGUUGGCAGGGCCCCAUGCUGGUAUUGCUUCAAUUCCAUUUUGUGAAUCUACCGUGAUAUGCAUAUUUCUCGAUAGCUUAAUCAAGUCGGAAGUUUAUAGCAACUUCGUACAGGAACACUUGGCACCCAGUGGUUAUCUUAAAAUUCCAACAGACAUAACUGACUACCUCAAAGGAUGUAGAUUCCUCCCAAAACUAAACAAUGAAAUCAAGGGCGCGAGAAAUUCUACUUACAAGGAACGGUUUGCCAGUUUACAAAAUCUGGUGCUUAUAAUGUUUGAGGAUGAUACAGUAUUAGUACCCAAAGAAACAUCCUGGUUUGGUUAUUAUCCUGACGGGGCCUUUGAUCCUAUAUUGCCUGCGCAGGAGACCGAGCUUUACAAGGAAGAUUGGAUCGGUCUGAAAACCUUAGAUGAAGCUGGAAAAGUUAAGUUCGUAAAUGUUUCGGGGUCGCAUCUGAAAAUCUCGGAAAGCGACAUGAAGAAGUACAUUGUGCCAUACUUGGGGGACCAACCAUCUACAGAAUCUUCAUCUUAUGAAUGGCUUUGGAGACUCUGGUACUUAACUAAAGAUGUAAUUGGCCUGAAAGAAGAUCAACCUUUGAUGCACACCACGUAUUAAACCAAGUGCCUGUUGUAUAUUUUGUCUUUUGUACCAUCAAAAUAAUACUAAUUAAGGCAUUUAAUGCAGGAAACAUACUAACUGAUUUAAAAGUCUAAAAAUUGAAGUGAACUGGCACGGAGAAUUACUUUAGUGUAAUGUUGGGUAUGAUACAUUAUUUUCAGUUAAUUUCAUCCUUGGUUGAAGAAUAUAAGACUACUUAUAAAAGCAUAUUUUACUAAA